Molecule: messenger RNA, 1653 nt
Organism: Octopus bimaculoides (California two-spot octopus)
Lineage: Eukaryota; Metazoa; Mollusca; Cephalopoda; Octopoda; Octopodidae
Biological process (GO): cell differentiation; regulation of transcription by RNA polymerase II
Cellular component (GO): nucleus
Molecular function (GO): DNA-binding transcription factor activity, RNA polymerase II-specific; RNA polymerase II cis-regulatory region sequence-specific DNA binding
Source: RefSeq, a predicted model, not a curated record
ACGGUAGAAAGCUUUGUUCUUCAUUCGGGGGGAGGAGGAGUCGGUGCAGGCGGAAUAGGAGUGGGAGGAAGCAACGGAAGCAGUGGAGGAGGUGGUGGUGGAGGCGGUAGCGAUUCUCAGAAAAAGCGCAAACGUCGGGUGUUGUUUUCUAAAGCCCAGACCUAUGAGCUGGAGCGUCGCUUCCGCCAGCAACGCUACCUCUCCGCCCCGGAACGUGAGCAUCUCGCUAGCAUCAUUCGCCUCACGCCGACUCAAGUGAAAAUCUGGUUUCAAAAUCACCGUUACAAGUUGAAGCGGGCCCGUCAAGAGAAAGGCAUUGAACUGAACCCUCUACCAUCGCCAAGGCGUGUAGCUGUGCCCGUGUUGGUACGAGAUGGAAAACCGUGUCAAUCGACGGUCAACGGAUCUCUUGUAAAGGCACAGGAUCAGCUCUCGUUACAACAUAACUUGGGCGCAACAGUAAGUUCUAACAUAAAUAACAGUCUUUCUGCUCAUAACCAGAUGAACUCAAUGCCACCGAUGAAUUCUAUGGCUAACAUGGCGUCAACAUUGGCAUCUUCUUCAAUGAACAUGAAUUGUUCCUAUAGUAUGAAUUCUGUGAAUCUUAAUGUAGGCAUGAGUGUAUUACCGAGUUAUUCGCAUCCACUCAUGCAACCAAGAUCAGGCUGGUGGUGAGAAUUUAACAAUGAGAAACUUCGUCUCUUGCAACAUGGUUGGAGGGGGUAAUUAAAUACGCCAGAAUUGAUACGCACACACACACAUGCACACACACACAAACACAUACACAUGCACACACACACACAAACACACACACAUGCACACACACAUACAUUUAUAUAUGUAUGUGUGUGUUUAUGUAUGUGUAUAUACACACAUAUAUAUAUAUAUACAUAUGUAUGCAUGUAUUUGUAUAUAUAUAUAUAUAUAUAUAUAUAUAUAUAUAUAUAUAUAUAUAUAUAUAUAUAUAUACAUGCAUAUAUAUAUGCAUACACACAGGAACACACACACACACAUACACACACACACACACACACACACACACAUAUAUAUAUAUAUAUUGUUAUAUAUAUAUAUAUAUAUAUAUAUAUAUAUAUGUAUGUAUGUAUGUAUGUAUGUAUGUAUACACGGUAGAAGGUUACAGUGGACUACUAGUGUCAAUCAACUGAACCAGCAAGAGGAGUUCUAAUUCUGGUUGAGUAACUUCGUAUCAUUUUACCCGACCAAAUAAAUUAGCUUUGGAGAUGAAUGAGAUUUACAAAGGCUGAGAUAUACUGGAAACAUUGCACAAACACGGAAGUUUUUUGUCUAUGACCAAAGAUCUAAUUUACGAACUUUUAGACGACUACAAACAGAUAGAUGUGCAUGUAUGUGUGUGUAAGAUAUACUUUAAUUUACAAUGCUUCCUUUUAUGGUGUUGAUAUCAUAAGCAGGAGGGAAAAAAUUAUGGAUAACAAGAACAAUCACUAACAGCUGCUAGCUGCCAAAGAAGGACCUCAACAAAUCCAAGACCUUCUCAUUAGCUGAUAUACGAACUUCGUUGAGGGUGAAUUGGGAAACUAUAAAUGUUAAACAGUUUCGUCAACACUCCCUAUUUCUUGAUUGAAUAACUCUUGUGUGCCCGUGUGGUUUGGUGUAAAAUUGGUUUAUGCAUAU